AUCAUAGCUAAGGAACAAGAAUAAUAAAUCUCCCGGAGUCUUAAAAUGGCCUCUGUGGAGAUUAGUCGGGUUUCUGUAACAAAACAACAGGAGGAAAAGGAAAUCUUUCACAUUCGUUUUUAUUACAUCAAAUCAGAAGAUUCAGUGAAUGCUUAUGUUGUGGAUCAAUUACCAGAACACAUCAUAAGUGUAUGCAACAUACAAUUGUCAAAAGAUUCUGAAAACGCCUACGGAGAAUACAAUUUGACAAGCAAACAAGCCUUUGAGACAAAAAGGCCUGAAUGUAUUGAAGAGGACGUCCGUAAAACGUGGUUUUCAAACAAACCAUUAACAGAACAGAUGGCGUGGAUGGUAAUAUCCAGAAAGAAACGAUCUUAUCCUGAUUUUUCGAAGUCUGCUCAAGAGAUCUCCUUUUCUGGGGUGAAGGUGAUUGGUGGAAGCAUGACGUCACCUGUUACAUUUGUUUGUCAUUGGGAACUAGCUAAAUUAAUUGAUGAGUUGAAAGUUUCAUUUCAAUUUGAAACGAAGAGAAUGAUAAUUGCCAAAGAAUGUAAAUUGGAAACGGGAAACGGUACCGGUUUUACUCUUGAAUCAUCAUUCGAUUCACUUCACGAAAAUAUCAUUGUUCAUAAAACAGAUAGAACUCUUGUUAUCUUAUUGAAUAUGAAAUGGAAUCCAAAAAUUUACAAAAACAAUGGCAAAACUAAGAAAUUGGACCGCGGAACUGCACAAGACACCGGAUUUGACAAUGUCGGGUGUUUAAGUACAUACUGUCUUCAAUUUGAUGUAGACAACGAGGAACUGCAUUCUGAAAUAGAAUUGUUCUUAACGCGUUUGAUCUGCUGUGGAUUUCAUAUUACUUAUGCAGAAUUGCAGACAAAACUUCCUGAACCUUAUUUCGACAUAUCGCUCCCAAAUAAAUUCGACUUAGAAUAUGCUUGGAAAUGUGUUCAUUCAUUAGGGUCUAAAGUAGUUGAUCACCUCACAUAUGAAGUGAAGAAUCAAAUUGAAUGCUUGUCGCAGAAAACCGAAUUGUUGACGCAGUUACUUCAUAACUUGGCAGUAAAGGUAAUCGAGAAACCAUUUUUCAAUUUCAAAGAUGAGCUCGAUUUGUUAAUGGCAAAAUCUCCAAUUACUGUUGAGAAUGAGGUACCUUCUCACUUUUAUAUGGUAGGUCGAAUGAUUCUAACUCCCACCAAGACAGUGUUCCUACCGAAAGAACCAGUGUUUCAGAACAGAAUACUACGUGAAUAUGGCCCAGAUUUUUUCAUAAGAGUUGUGUACCGGGACGAAGACUUUGACAAAAUGAAUACCGUACAGUCCUGUUUGCUGGAUGAUGUAUUGAAAAUAAUGAAGCAAUUCCUUAAAGACGGUUUUAGAAUUGGAAAUCGUCAUUAUGAAUUCCUUGGGUGUUCAAAUAGUCAACUUAGGGAGCACAGUUUUUGGUUUUUUCAUCCCCAUGAUGACAUUACAUCAGAGAGCAUCCGUAAUAAUUCAGGAGAAUUUUCAAAGGAUAGAUGUGUAGCAUCUUACGUAUCUCGGUUUGGUCUUUGCUUUUCAUCAACGCGAAGAACAGUGGACGUAGAUGAGAAUUGUUUGAUAUACGAUGACGAUGUGAAAAAAGAUGAAUAUUGCUUUACCGAUGGUAUUGGACGCAUAUCAACAAAACUUGCUAAAAAGGUUGCAGCUGAGCUGCAUAUAAGCCCUAUACCCUCUGCGUUUCAAAUAAGGUUUGGUGGCUGUAAGGGGGUGGUAGCACAGGAUCCAACCCUCGGGGAUGACGCUGAUGUUCUUGUUAUUAGAAAAAGCAUGAUAAAAUUUGAAUCGAAGUCUAACAAUUUGGAAAUAUUGGGUGAAACAAGACCAGGAAGGCUGCACCUUAACAGACAAGUAAUAACUCUGCUCUCCGGAUUGGGAAUUCCAGACGAAGUGUUUCUGGGUCUUCAAGAGAAAAUGCUUCUUGAUAUAGCAGAUAUGCUUUUGUAUGACAAAGUAGCACUAUUAGCCCUAUCAGAAUCUACAGGUAUUACGGAUUUUAAAACCAUUCUGGGCGAGCAAAUUUCGUUUAUUCAGGAACCAUUCUUUCGAUCACUUCUGCACCUGAUUUAUCGUUACAAAUUGACAAAUCUCAUGAAACGUACUAGGAUACAAAUUCCUGUAGACAAAGGGCGUAUAAUGAUGGGUACAACUGAUGAGACAAAAACACUUAAUCCGGGUCAAGUUUUUAUCCAAUACUCGAAACAAACACAAAAACCUGGUAAAUAUACUAUUAUACACGAAGGACCUGUGGUUGUGACAAAAAAUCCUUGUUUUCACGAGGGUGAUAUCCGAGUUUUUCAUGCUAUAAAUGAACCAAGACUUCGGCACAUGGUAGACUCCAUUGUUUUUCCUCAAAAGGGUCUCCGUCCACAUCCUGAUGAAAUGUCGGGAUCAGAUCUUGAUGGGGAUAUGUACUUUGUAUGUUGGGAUCAAGAUCUUUGUAAAUUUCAAAACCAGAGACCAAUGGAUUUUCCAAAAGCAGAGAAAAAACAGCUCCCAAGAGAAGUGAGUUCUCAUGAUAUUAUCGAUUUCUUGGCAGAUUAUAUCCGGUAUGAUAAACUUGGUUUGAUCGCAAAUGCACAUCUUGUCCAUGCAGAUAGCAACGAGAAUGGUAUUUUUUCAGAAGAAUGUCACAGGCUUGCCAAAAUGCAUUCCGAUGCUGUUGAUUUUCCUAAAACUGGAAAAAAUCCUGAAAUCGACGGUGAUCUACGUCCCAAAUCAUAUCCAGACUUUAUGAUGAAAAACGAUAAACAAAUGUAUUCUUCUACCAAAAUUAUCGGUAAAUUGUUUAGACAAUGUAAAUCAUUUAUUCGACUGCAAAAUCAAUCUAGACGGAAAACAUUUGUAAAUUAUGACUUUAUUUUACCAUCCAUUGAAAACAGAAUGAUCGAAGAUGCCAAGCGUGAAAGGGAACAAUAUGUUAAAAAGGUUGACACAUUGUUGGAUUUGUAUGGUAUCGAAAGCGAAAACGAAGCCAUCACAGGUCUUAUUAUGAGCGUCAAGUCAGUUACAGGGCGUUUGAAAGACGAAAAAUUUCAGGUUGGACAAAUCGUUAAAGAAAAGAUGUGCAUGAUACAAAACAGUACACGUGAAAUUUUUUUCGAAGAAUUUGGGGGAGAGACGAAUGUAGUCAAAGACGAUCAGCGGGUUAUACAUAAAGCAUCUGCAUGGUACAAAGUUACUUAUGAGAAUGAAAAUAAGGCCAUUCGUCAGAUUUUGAGUUUUCCAUGGGUUGUUGUCGAUGUUUUAGCGCUAAUAAAGAAAAAAUCUACUCAUGAAUCUUAUUCAAGCAGGAUUACAGAUUCUCUGAAUAGGUUGUAUGAUACUUCAAAAGCGGAAAACGAAGAUAAAGUCUACUUCCUACAACUGUUGCAAGUGAAUGUUAAAACUUUGCUGGGAAAUGUUUUGUAUAAUAAUGCUGAUUUAAAGCCAAUAGGUCUAGGGUUUUGUGGGAUAUUGAAAAACCAUGCAAGUCUUCUCUUAAGUACAUCAGAAAUUCAACUUGAGAUCAUUACCAAAGCAAUGACAGAACAUGGCAUAGUGAGAAUCGAAAAUAAAUUUCAAAGUCAAAUUCUGUGUUAUCGUGUGAUGAGCGACGAAAACGGGUCGGUGGGCUUUGUCACUGACAGCAGAAUCAUCAAUCUUAGCAAAACUAUGGAACAAUAUCUGUCUAAAAGGUUCGAAUUAAAACCAAUUGUUCAAUUUUUGCUGGAUAUAUUGCAAGACACGUUUCCAAAGGACACGUGUAGCUAUAUUUUUUCCGAUCUUAUUAUAGCCGUUAUUGUUUAUCACGGACAAUCAUUUUGCCAAAACUCAAAAAGUAUCCUUCUCGGAGUUUUGAGACAUUUCAUAAACUGCUUUAGAUCUUGGAACUUGAGUCAUUUUUCAACUCUGAGAGAGGGAUGGGAUGCACUAUGUAUUGCUUCUAAUACUUUGUCUAAAAUCUCAGAAAAAAUGAUGUUAAUAUAUCAGAAGAUUGCAGUUGAACAAUGUGAAGGAAUAGUUUUCUUUUCCCAAGCUGUACAACGUGUUGGAGAUGGGGAUAAAGAUGUUUUUUAUUGUCAUGAAGUUUUCAACAUGGCUCCAAGCAUGUUUGGAUUUAUAAAGUUUGCUGAAACAUAUAUUAAACAUCAGUUUAAAAAAAGAACCGGCGCUGACGUUGCAUUCACGCAAUUAAAUCCAAUCCAACUUGAGGCAUUUGGAACUGACACGCAGCUUUGUAGAGUUGAGAAUAUUGUUGAACAAUUUUCAAAGACGUCUAGUGCAGUGUUGUCGGGAGCAGAAAGGGGACAUAUAAUUGUAGAAAAUGCUUAUUCUGCUUUUUUUCAGGGAGGUUACGGUGAUAGCCGGAUAUCCUUUGAAAUAUAUAAUGGAAUUUAUCAGGAAAGACAUAAAAAACGUCAUAGAUAUAUACCGAAAUUGAAGCGAACUGGUACAUGUAUAGAUGGAAAUUUCAAUGAUGCUUUUACUGAAAAAUUCAUUCAACAAUGGAAGGUUUUAAAUAAUGAAUACAAUAAUAUUUUCCAUGGGGAUAUUUGUAUGAGCAUUUCGCUUGGAACAUUUUAUGUUAUGAAUAUUCAAGGAAGAAAAUCGUUGGAUGUUACGGAGUUCAAUAAGCUACUUACAACAGUUGAAGAAAGAAAGCCACAACCAAACAACACUAAACGAUCCAACGUCCAUAUACCUUAUAUAUUUUCAUUUCAGCCAGUUUCUUAUGCCAACAAAAACAUUCGGAGUAUUCUUGAAAGACUUGGAUUUAGCUCUAAUGAUGAGAGGAGAAAGACAGUUACGGUAAAAUUUAAAGAAACAAAUCCAGUCGUGUGUAAAUUCCUGGAAAAUGGCGAUUUUAUUUGCAUGGAAUUACCAGAUAUCAAAUGGUUAAUGGCAAACGUUAUCCCUACAGCUCCUCGCGGUUUAACUCAGUUUACACACAUAAGAUACAAAUUGCAGACUUUGCGAAAAAUCGACAGAGACUUUGCCAGCAGACUAGAAGGCUACAAAAUACUCGGAAAAAAAAGAAAAUUCUUAACGAUUACUGAAGAUGGAUAUCUCUUUGACGAAUCAUUGAUGAAGUCUAAAAUAGUUUCUUUCGCGAAAGAUAAAGAAAUAGAGACAUAUUGCUCUUGUGAUAACAAUACGUGUAAAGUAGAGGUCGCAACAGUAAGAGAGUUAGAACUAAUCCCUCAAACAAUGGAGCUGGUACCAAAGACUGAUCCCAGAACAGAGGUGACAAUUUUCCCGAGAAUACCGAGUUUAAAAGCAUCAGAAGACGAAUUAAAAGCGUAUGCAAGAGAUAUCUUGGAAACAGGUUUGAAGUUAGCGACCGAGCUUGAAAAGUCCAUCAGUUCUGCUGAAUCUUAGUGAACUGUUUUAUUUUUAAUUGGUGGCCAAAAAAAGAAGGUAAAUUGUAGCCCAUAGGACUAGGCUGUAUUUUUGCAUAAACGUAUUUAAAAGAAUUUGAGCGAGUUCUUAAGUAUUUGUAAAAACAAUAUGCAUCGUUUUUAGUUCUAAAAUUUUCAGUUCUGUUUAUUGCAAAACGUGUUAACCUUUUAACGAGGCCGAGUACAGAACGAGUACGCACGCUUUCGCGCAGCGUUUCAUUUGUAUUGUGACGUCAUCUUUUUGCUUUGUUGACGCCAUGGUGUGAUAGUUUCAACUGCAGAUAUUCAGCGAAAUUUGUUGAAAAUAGCUCGUUUGAUGCGUAAAAUUGAUAUUAGAUUGUGGAAUAAACAUAAAUGUC
Magallana angulata is the source of this 5779-nucleotide messenger RNA. RefSeq lists its product as uncharacterized. The record is from RefSeq and is a predicted model, not a curated record. NCBI's taxonomy places the organism in Eukaryota, Metazoa, Mollusca, Bivalvia, Ostreida, Ostreidae. Gene Ontology annotation, cellular component: nuclear RNA-directed RNA polymerase complex. Gene Ontology annotation, molecular function: RNA-directed RNA polymerase activity. Gene Ontology annotation, biological process: siRNA processing. The coding region runs from base 46 to 5400 and encodes 1784 amino acids. The transcript is spliced from 5 exons.